AACCCAAUUCAGAGGUGUAUGCUCAAAAAGUUUGUCGAGAGAAGCUAGUCUAUUCUUUUUCUGAAAAAUAUUUUCAAAGUAUGGGAGUUUCACAAGCCCUUCUUAAUUCUUUUGAUUUGAAGAGUAUCAUUCAAGGAAAUGAAGAAGUGUCCAAGACGUCAAGUGAGUCUUUGUGGAACAAAGUUUUGGAAGCUCGAUCCAAGAGAAGGUGGAUUGUAAGGAAACAAAGGAAAAAUGGAGGACACGUCAGAACCAGGAAGCCCAGAAGGAUUUUGAUGAAGAAGAAAGCACGUCUGGAGGGUUCUAGAAGGUCCGCUAACGGGAUCCAACGGAGGGUCAAGACCCUGAAGAAGCUAAUUCCAAAGAGCGAGUCCACGGGGUUAGAUGGGCUAUUCAGAGAGACGGCUGAUUACAUUUUGGCUUUAGAAAUGAGAGUAAAAGUCAUGCAGAUUAUGGUUAAGGUAUUGGGAGGUUCAGAGGAGUGAACCUAUCCAUUUGUAAAGGAUGAUACCAUUUUUUUUUUUAUUAUCAUUUGUGAUUCAUUGUCAUAUAUAGGUUCUUGUUGGUAAGUUCAGCUGUAUGUGUUGAUUCUGUCUAGAUUUAACCAUAGAUUGGUCGUUCUAUUGUGUGAAGAAUGAGUUUGAG
Messenger RNA from Pistacia vera, 645 nucleotides. Its product is annotated as transcription factor UPBEAT1-like. Lineage: Eukaryota; Viridiplantae; Streptophyta; Magnoliopsida; Sapindales; Anacardiaceae. The transcript has a single exon. Gene Ontology annotation, biological process: regulation of DNA-templated transcription. The record is from RefSeq and is a predicted model, not a curated record. The coding region runs from base 81 to 485 and encodes 134 amino acids.